UUAAUUGGUCUUCUCGCGGCAUUGGCUUCGUCGCAGGCUGCGCGUUCGUGUGGGCCGCGGGUACGCAAGAGCUGGGAUGCGUUGACGGCGACCGAUAAAGCGACGUACAAGAGCGCCAUUGCUGACGCGAUGGAUUCAGGCGCCUACAUCAAGUUCGUCGAGAUUCACUCGGACAUGAUGUCGUGGAGCGAAGCCCACCAGACGUGCAUGUUCAUCUACUGGCACCGUCUCUUCCUCGUGGCGUUCGAGAACAUGUUGCGUGGGCUGAAUUCCAAGUACGCCUGCGUGACUGUGCCGUAUUUCAACUGGGCUGACGCGCACGGCCGCAUGAUGAGUGGAGAGUGCUCUACAGUGGCAGACUGCUCCGACAUUUUGACGGAUUUGGGCGGAGUUGACGGCGAGCUCGCAACAGUGUCGAUCUUUGACAAUAAAGUCGAGGGGUACUGUACAAGCGAGGCACCACUGAACCACUUCUGCGAGUCCAGCGAUAGUUCCUCCUGCGUCGGUUGCGUUCCAAGGGGAGAUUGGGCAACCUUCGACCUCCGUCCACCCGCGGGUGUAGCAUUCGCCUCUCUCGGCACCCAAGUGUUUGGUUCUAGGAGUAUUGCUGGGAUGGCAGCGGAAGUGGAGGGCGGAUUUCACGCACACGUGCACAACUUUAUGGGUGGGGUGAUGGGAAACAAGUUCGUGUCACCUGCUGACCCAAUCUUCUGGUCGCACCAUGCGAUGGUCGAUGCGCUCCACACCAUCUUCCACAAAUGUCGUGUUGGGUCAGCUCGCAUGACAUUUGCCCAGAAGGCUGCCAGCAACGAUUGGGACUCGUGUCCUCGCUCUGAUGGCGACUCCGUGUUCAAUCCUACGGACCUCGUGAUGAUGCAAACAACGUUUGGUGCGGAGCUAAUCGACGCUAGGGAAGACCCGACCAUCGGUGAAUAUUUCAUUGGUGUGCCCAGCAGGUUCGCCGACCUCGUGGACGUGCGCGACUUGGGGGCAAGCAGCUACUCGUACUUGUUUCCAGCGGACGGAUAUCUCGCAAGCAUGUUAUCCACCUGCGUAGCACCAGCCGCAGUAUCCCGAAAGCUUUCGAAGCGUCAUAACGUGACUUCAAACAGUAGCAACAGCAGUGGCAGCGGUGACGACUACGAUUCCAACACUUUUCGGAGUGUAUCCUCGGCAGGUGAUGACAACGUGGACGUCUACUUCAAAGGCACUUGCCGCGACUCAACUCGACUGAUGGUUGCGUGGUACAACGAAACCAUCACUGCAAUGGGCGGACCGUCCUCCGACGUCCUCGCCGACUUGGAGCGGCAGAUGUGUAUAUUUGAAAACCAGUGCCUUGGUGGGACGCGCGACUUCAAGCCCGAGUUCAAGCAAAGCUGGAACAUGACCGCCCCACGUUGUCUUCAGAUCGUGAACGCGAUCAAGAGCGGCGAGCAGCGGAUCCUGUACAAACAGUGGCGAGAAACGAUGGAGAGCUACUUCGGCUGCCCUGUGCCGCACAACAGCAGCAGCAGUGCCAGC
Phytophthora sojae is the source of this 1521-nucleotide messenger RNA. RefSeq lists its product as hypothetical. The transcript has a single exon. Gene Ontology annotation, molecular function: oxidoreductase activity. The record is from RefSeq and is a predicted model, not a curated record. The annotation marks the transcript as partial. Lineage: Eukaryota; Oomycota; Peronosporomycetes; Peronosporales; Peronosporaceae.